GCGGCUGGCAGCAAGCAGGGGGCGGACAGUGAUCCGGUGAUGUCAGGCAGAAGGCAGGCAGUGAUCCGGUGACGUCAGGUGACAGGCGGUGCUGCCUGUCUCCCUCCCCCCGCCGUCGGAUAGCGCUGGUCGGGACAUUGGGAGCUUCCGCUUUCCCCUGGAGCCUUGGAGGGGGAGAAAACGCCGAGAAGCCGAAAGCCGCGGCCGCCAGCUGGGUCAAUGUGUGAUUGCUGACACCCCCGGAACAUGGCGAUCCUGAGGCUAGUGUUCCUGCUCUCCUGGGCGGCCAGUUCGGGAGGUCAGUAUGGGAACAAGUUGAAUAAUUAUAUCAGGCAUUAUGAAGGAUUGUCUUACGACACAGACUCCUUACACCAAAAACACCAACGUGCCAAGAGAGCAGUGUCUCAUGAGGAACAAUUUGUACACUUGGAUUUUCAUGCCCAUGGCAGGUUGUUCAACCUUCGGAUGAAGAGGGAUACUUCUCUGUUUUCUCCCGAUUUCAAGCUAGAAAUGGGUGGAGAAACUGUAGAUUAUGAUACCUCUCACAUAUAUACUGGACAGAUCUUUGGGGAACAAGGUACCAUGAGCCAUGGGUCUGUACUGAAUGGAAGGUUUGAAGGAUUUAUUAAAACUCCCCAAGGCACUUUUUACGUGGAGCCAGCGGAAAGAUAUUUUAAGGGUAGAGCGGUUCCGUUUCAUUCAGUCAUGUAUCAUGAGGAAGAUAUCAAGUAUCCUCAUAAAUAUGGAAAUGAAGGAGGAUGUGCAGAUCACUCUGUGUUCGAAAGGAUGAAAUUGUAUCAAAUGUCAGCUCAAAGUGAACCCAGCAAACAGAAACAUUUAGACGAGCAUGAGGGGACUGGCCCAGUCAUUCUUAGGAAGAAACGAGCUGCGCAAGCAGAGAAAAAUACCUGUCAGCUCUACAUCCAGACUGAUCAUCUCUUCUUUAGAAGAUAUGGAGAAACUAGAGAAGCUGUCAUUGCACAGAUAUCCAGCCAUGUAAAAGCGAUUGAUACAAUUUAUCAGUCAACAGAUUUCAUGGGGAUUCGAAACAUUAGCUUCAUGGUGAAGCGCAUUCGGAUUAACACUACAGUUGAUGAGAGAGACCCUUCAAAUCCCUUUCGGUUUCCCAACAUUGGAGUGGAGAAGUUUCUGGAGCUGAAUUCUGAACAGAACCAUGAUGAUUAUUGCUUGGCCUAUGUAUUUACUGAUAGAGAUUUUGAUGACGGUGUCCUUGGACUUGCAUGGGUUGGAGCCCCAUCAGGCAGCUCUGGUGGAAUAUGUGAAAAGAGCAAACUCUACUCUGAUGGAAAGAAAAAGUCCCUGAACACUGGAAUUAUCACAGUUCAGAAUUAUGGCUCCCAUGUGCCUCCCAAAGUUUCUCACAUCACUUUUGCCCAUGAAGUUGGACAUAACUUUGGCUCACCGCAUGACUCUGGCUCUGAAUGCACACCUGGAGAGUCUAAGAAUGUGGGCUUUAAGGAGAAUGGAAAUUUUAUCAUGUAUGCCAGAGCUACAUCUGGGGACAAGCUCAACAACAACAAGUUCUCUAUAUGCAGUGUCCGUAAUAUUAGUCAGGUUUUGGAGAAGAAAAGGAAUUCUUGUUUUGUGGAGUCUGGGCAGCCCAUAUGUGGUAAUGGACUGGUUGAACAAGGAGAGGAGUGUGAUUGCGGGUACAAUGACCAGUGUAAAGAUGAUUGCUGCUAUAAUGCCAACCAGGCAGAAGAUUUGAAGUGCAAGUUAAAACCUGGAAAACGCUGCAGUCCUAGCCAGGGCCCUUGCUGCACAGCAAUGUGCAACUUCAAAGACAGCCAACAAAAGUGUCGUGAUGAGUCAGAUUGCGCAAAGAUGGGAAGUUGCAAUGGUGUUUCUGCACAGUGUCCACCAUCUGAACCUAGAGAAAACUUAACUGAGUGUAACCGCGAAACCCAAGUCUGCAUCAAGGGGCAAUGUGCAGGUUCCAUCUGUGAGAAGUAUGAGCUAGAGGAAUGUACCUGUGCCACUACUGAUGGGAAAGAUGAUAAGGAGCUGUGUCAUGUCUGCUGCAUGGAAAGACUGAAGCCUCACACUUGUGCCAGUACUGGGUCGGAGGUAUGGAGAUCUCACUUCAAGGGAAAAACCAUUACCCUGCAGCCUGGAUCACCAUGCAAUGAAUUCAAAGGAUAUUGUGAUGUGUUCAUGCGAUGCCGACUGGUUGAUGCUGAUGGACCACUGGCCCGGCUGAAAAAGGCUAUUUUCAAUCCUGAACUUUAUGAAAACAUUGCUGAGUGGAUUGUGGCACACUGGUGGGCUGUUCUGCUAAUGGGAAUAGCAUUGAUAAUGUUGAUGGCUGGGUUUAUAAAGAUAUGCAGUGUACAUACUCCAAGUAGCAAUCCCAAAUUGCCGCCACCUAAACCUCUACCAGGCACAUUAAAAAGAAGGCGACCACCCCAAACAACCCAGCAACCUCCGCGGCAGAGACCACGAGAAAGUUACCAAAUGGGACACAUGAGACGUUAGCUGCAGCUUUUUUUGCCUUUGGUUCUUCCUAGUGCCUACCAUGGGAAAGAUUCACUCCAAAGAAAUACCUACAAAUAGUCACUGGUCCACUUAUUAGCAACCAAGAAUUGGAUUGGAACAUGAGGAGGAAGACAAGACCUUACUAUCUUACCCACAAAAGGAGCUCUUUAACUUUUUUCUUUUAACACUCUUUAACAAGAAGCUCCCGAUGAAGAAAUUAACCAGAUUUCUUUUAUAUUUGUCCUUUUUAACCUAAUGGCAUAAAAUAUUAGAAUAUCAUUAUCGCUUUGUUUUUAUGCCCCCUUCCUUUCUUUCUGCUUCUUUAUUGCUUCCAGCGAAAAUUUUUAUUACUGAACCGCUGAACUAAAAUCUGUCUCUCUUUCACUGCCAAUCAAGGCUAGAAAGGUAGAGACCACCUCAGCAUUGGAGAACAUCUCUUGCCAAUGUAAAUACUUUGUUAUAUGCAGACGUGUAAUUAUAAUGUACAAGCUACGUCUAUGUGCAAUUGUAAAAACAAAUAAUUGCAAUAUGGAUACAUUACUUUGUAUUAUAAAUCUCUUUUUUUUUUUUUUUUUCCCACUGUUAUUGAAGACAUUACUGUUUAAGUGACAUACUCAGGAUUACAGAGGAUUUGGUGUAUAAAGGCGACUGAAUAUAUAUAUUUUUAGGGGGAUGCUUUCACAAGUUGUGAAAAGAGAAUCCAUCUGCAUUUUCCUUGCUAAACGUUUUAGGAUCAGAGUUGAUUAAAGUGCUCACGUCAUCUUCCCUGCAACAAGCCUCUAUUCCACAGACUUGAAUGUUCCGCAGGCUGACUACAGAAGUAUGAAACCUACAACCACUAUGGACAUCAAGACUCCUUGUAUUAUAAGUUUACAGUUUUGUUUUUACAAUUAUUCUUUCCAAGUAAUCGGACAUCUUAGACAUUUAGUAAAAUAUAAAAAAAUAAAAAAAAAAGCCUAAUCCAAGAAUUUUACCUAUGAAAUAGGCUCCAUACUAGUAACGUGUAUGAUCUACUGUAUUAGGAGACCGUGUGAUUAGGGUUUGAAGUCCAUUUAUAUCUCGGGGCAACAGCCUGCAGGUAAUGUUCUCAGAAAGAAGCUGUUCAAUGAAUAACCACUAAGAGAGACACAUAAUGAAAUGUAACAUUGUUUAAGUAAAUGUGUGUAAUCCACUGAUUUGGCUUUCUCACUUUACCAGUGUCCGAAGUAACGAUGACGAUGAUCUCUUGUUUUAGCAUGGAGCAAAACUCCUUUAUAAUUUUUUUCAUGCAUCCAUUGCUAUGCAUGUAAUUGUAACGGGCAUUACCAAAAGCCUUCUGAUUUCUUUCAAAUUCCUUCUAAGGACAUCUGUAGCUGUGGUAUUGGCAACAAAAUGGAUGUUCUUGUUGCUUGUCCUAUUCAUUUAUUUCUAUUUUGGCUUUAGACGCUCUUAUUGUCUGAGACUUGCGUAGCAGUCUUUUGUGGCGUAUAGAGCGUUAUUGCUGAAAUAAAAGGUUUACACAUCCAUUCUCAUCAUAACAUGCCAGCAAGGUAUACUACAGAAGAAAAACACAAAAUCUCUUCCUUGUAAAAUUGUACAGUGUGUGCUGAUUUUUUUUCAAAAAAUAAAAAAACAUCUUUUUGUACAACACUUUAGAAACAACUUUUGUACAUGAAAUCCCAGUAUAGUAGAUAGGAGACUAUAAAUAAUUCUGAAACAAUCUUAAAGUAAAACAAAAAAAAUGAAAUAGAAAAAAAAAAUUCUAGUGUAGUUUUCAAAUCGUUUGAAUGCAUUAGUUCUUGAAUGGAUAAAGGUGGGUAAAAGGAUUUGAUUUUGUUACUGGUGGCUUAUUUGUAGCUUUGUCAAUGUGAUCUUUAAAUGUGUACACUUUUUUUUUAUUCAUUUUUCUGUGGUAAGGUUUGGGGAAGAAUGCCCUUUUUAUUUUUGUUUUGAUUUUUUGUUUUUUAAUUGUAAUGUUUGAUGAACAGAGAAAUGCACUGAACCUCCACAGCAAGUCCAGAUGUGGUAAGAAAAACAGAAGAGCGACAAAUGAAAUCUAAUACUACUGUCAAUUUAAUGUCCACUGUGUUUUAUACAGUAUUUUUUUUUUGUUCACUUUUGGAAUUUUUACUAAAAAUUGCAAAAAAUAAAAUAAAAAUUAUUGUGCAACUAUA
Pseudophryne corroboree (corroboree frog) is the source of this 4649-nucleotide messenger RNA. It is a transcript of the gene ADAM10, whose product is annotated as ADAM metallopeptidase domain 10. Gene Ontology annotation, biological process: membrane protein ectodomain proteolysis; Notch signaling pathway. Gene Ontology annotation, molecular function: metalloendopeptidase activity involved in amyloid precursor protein catabolic process. The coding region runs from base 247 to 2496 and encodes 749 amino acids. NCBI's taxonomy places the organism in Eukaryota, Metazoa, Chordata, Amphibia, Anura, Myobatrachidae. Gene Ontology annotation, cellular component: plasma membrane; synaptic membrane. The record is from RefSeq and is a predicted model, not a curated record. The transcript is spliced from 16 exons.